AUGGAGGUGGCCAACAAUGUCACUGAGUUUAUAUUCCUAGGGCUUUCCCAAGAUCCAGGAAUGCAGCUGAUGUUCUUUGCCCUCUUCCUCCUCUUCUACAUGGUGAUCAUGGCGGGUAAUCUGCUCAUUUUGCUUACGGUCCUUUCUGAUCGCCGGCUCCACACACCCAUGUAUUUCUUCCUCAGCAACCUGUCCUUUGUGGACAUUGCUUAUUCCUCAGCCACGGCACCCAAGAUGAUCGCAGAUUUUAUUUCCGAGAAAAAGACUAUUUCCUACUGGGGCUGUGUCACCCAGAUGUUUACCUUCCACUUCUUUGGCUGUGCUGAGAUUUUUGUUUUGACCGUCAUGGCUUUUGACAGGUAUGCCGCCAUCUGCCAGCCUCUCCGGUACACCACCAUCAUGAGUGCCAAUACCUGCAUUGUACUGGCGUCGCUGUCCUGGUUAGGAGCCCUGGCUCAUUCCUUUGUCCAGACCCUCCUGACCUUUCAGCUGCCCUUCUGCAACGCUCAGGUCAUUGACCACUACUUUUGCGAUGUUCACCCGGUUCUUAAACUUGCCUGUGCUGAUACCACCCUGGUGAAUAUGUUGGUGAUUGCCAAUAGCGGUCUCAUUUCCCUGGGGUGUUUUCUCAUUCUUAUGACUUCCUACACGGUCAUUCUGUUCAGUCUCCGCAAGCGGUCUGCAGAGAGCCGGCGCAAGGCUCUCUCCACCUGUGGGUCUCAUUUCACUGUAGUAACGUUAUUCUUUGUCCCCUGCAUCUUUAUUUAUCUCCGUCCCUCUACUACUUUUCCGCUGGAUAAGGCUGUGUCUGUGUUCUACACAACCAUUACCCCGAUGCUAAACCCACUCAUCUACACUUUGAGGAAUGAAGAUGUAAAGAAUGCCAUGAAACGAUUAUGGAAUCACAAGGUUCUGAAGGGAAAGCAGAAGGGGUAG
This is a messenger RNA of Condylura cristata (star-nosed mole), 936 nucleotides long. RefSeq names its product olfactory receptor 4S2-like. Gene Ontology annotation, molecular function: olfactory receptor activity; G protein-coupled receptor activity. Gene Ontology annotation, biological process: G protein-coupled receptor signaling pathway. The record is from RefSeq and is a predicted model, not a curated record. Bases 1 to 936 code for a protein of 311 amino acids. The transcript has a single exon. Gene Ontology annotation, cellular component: membrane. NCBI's taxonomy places the organism in Eukaryota, Metazoa, Chordata, Mammalia, Eulipotyphla, Talpidae.